CAUUUACAGGCCGUUACCUCGAAGCUCAGUUGUUUGCUGUUCUUAUUUCAUAGCAGGGUUACAGUACAGGUUGGCAAGUGUAUUCUCAUUAACAGGUGCCUUCAUGUGGCAAAUGGGCAAGGCAGCUAGCAACUUUCAGGCAUAAAAACAUAGCUACAACAAAUGUUGCGGCACGCCCGGGAUUGGCUUGGAAUGCUUUAGUUUAGGAGGUGGUUCGGGACCAUGGAGGGGCGAGCAGAUGCCCCUUUGAACGGUAAACAGGACGAACAUGCGCCAAAUCACUGGCAGAACUUUCCUGCGGGUCUUCGGCUGCUGGUGGUGGACGACGACCCGGUCUGCCUCAAGCUGGUUGAGCAAAUGCUGAGGAAGUGCUCUUAUGAGGUCACGACUUGCGCCAACGCCACCAUGGCGCUGAGGCUCCUACGGGAGAAGAAUACAGAGUACGACCUUGUCUUAUCUGAUGUCUAUAUGCCAGACAUGGACGGCUUCAAGCUUCUGGAAGUAGUGGGCUUGGAGAUGGAUCUUCCCGUUAUAAUGAUGUCGUCGAACGGUGACACGAGCAAUGUUUUCCGGGGCGUGACGCACGGCGCUUGUGAUUACCUUAUCAAGCCCGUACGAUUAGAGGAGCUCAGAAACCUCUGGCAGCAUGUCGUUCGGCGUCGUCGGCAGCACGCUCAGGAGGUGGACAGCGACGAGCAAAGCCAGGAGCGGGAUGAGGAUCAAAGCCGCAACAAACGGAAAGCGGACGCAGCUGGCUUCCUACACGACCAGUAUCGUGGUGGCCUCAACGGCGGCGGGGGCUCGGGCGCAGCGGACGAGCUGGGGCUGGACGGCGGGUCUAACAAGAAGGCCCGGGUGGUGUGGAGCGUGGAGAUGCACCAGAAGUUUGUGAAUGCGGUCAACCAGCUGGGGAUAGACAAGGCUGUGCCUAAGAAGAUCCUGGAGAUCAUGGGCGUGGACGGCCUCACGCGCGAGAACGUCGCCAGCCACCUGCAGAAGUACCGCCUCUACCUGCGGCGCGUGUCGGGGGUGCACCAGCAUGCGGGGCACCAGACGCGGCCCCCACCCAAGUCCUCGCCCACGCCGCCGCUACCGCAAGGUCAGCCCCUGCCCAUGCAGGCCCCCACCGGCCUGCAGCCGCCGCCGCCACAGCAGCAGCAGCCAUCGCAGCAGAUAGCCAACGGCGGUGUCAGUCCUUCAGCAGGAGCUGCAGCAGCAGCCAUGGCGGGGGGUGGGCAGCAGCCCGGCGGCCCGCAACCCCCAGGAGCUGCCCCCAGCAUGGCCCAGAUGACCGGCGGCGGCGCUGACGACGGUGUGAACAGCAUGGCAGUGGCGGCCGUGGCGGCGGCGGCUGGGGCGUUCCCUGUUCUGCCCCCGCCUCCGCAGCCCCAGCCGCACCCCCCGCCUCAGCACCAGCCGCACCCUGCGACGCUGCUGGCAGCCAACCCCAUGAUGGCCGCGGCUGCGGGCCUGAACCCGCUGCUGGGGGCCAUGGGCGGUCUGGGCGUGGGGCCGCUGGGGGUGGGGCCGUUGGGGCCGCUGAAUGGGCUGCCGCUGCCCGGCAUGCAGCCGCCACUAGGUCUCUUGCCUGGCUUGGCGGGUCCCGGGGGGCAACCUGGGAUGGGUCAGCUUGGACCCAUGGGUCUUCCUGGUCUGGCUAGCCUGCCCGGAGCGCUGCCGGGCGGCCUGCCCAUGAACCCCAUGGCUGGCGGGCUGCAGCAGAUGGCAGCAGCGAACCUCAUGCAAGGCAUGGCAGGCGGCAUGGCUCAGCUCCCUGCGUUGGCGGUGAACGGUCUCAUGGGGCCCUUGCCAGGCGUUGGGCUGACCCCCGGGCCCCACCAGCAGCCCAUGCUGCCCCCGCAGCAUCAACAACAGCUCGCGGAGCUGCAGCAGCAGCAACAACAGCAGCAACAGCAGUUGCAACAGCAAGCUAACCUGCAACAGCAGCUGUCAAUGCAGUUACAGCAGCAAGCGUCGUUACAGCAACAUGCCUCGCUACAACAACAGCUGUCUAUACAGCAGCAGCAACAACAACAACGGCAGCUUCAACAGCUGCAGCAUCAGACGUCUUUGAACCGCUUGUCCUUGCAACAGCAGCCGCAGUCGCAGCAGCAGCAACAACAACAGCAGCACCAAUCACCGCAACUCCAGCAGGCUCAGCACGGCAGCCUGGCGCCCGCAGGAGCAUCACCACACCUCCACGCCUUGCCCCAGCUUUCGCAACACCAGCAGCAGUCGCAGCAGCAGCAGCUUAGCUCAACUCUUGGCGUCAUGCCCGGCGCUGCCGCUGCCCUGCAUGCAGCCUCGCUCCAAGCACAACACCCUGUCCAUGCAGACGGCAGUUUGGCCACCGCCGCGGCGCAGGCCAGCCUGCCUUCGGACCUGAUGGGGGUGGGGCUGAUGGAUGUAAGUGGCAGGGGCAACGUCAGCAGCAAUGGUUUUGGAGCUCGCGCCAGAGGAUCGGUGCAACAGACCCAUGGGACGGUACCCGGCCUCGUGGACACCAAUAUCUUGCUGGACGGUGAGGAUCCCUCCGACAUUGCUGCCGUAUUCCAAGAAAUGUACGGCAAUGGCGGCGGCGCGGGAGGAGGCAGCGGUCCGGGCGGCGGCGGCGGCACUAACGCAGCCGCAAUGGCGGUAGCAGCCAUGCCCGGGGGUCCUCGCGGGCAUCAUUUGGGAGCGGUCGGGAUGUUGGGUGUGGCUGGGGACAGCGGAGGGCUGAUGGCGGUGCCCGACCCAAAUCGGGGGGUCGUCAUGGAGGAUGACUUUUUCAGUUUCCUGCUGAAGAACUGAUGGGGGCGUGUCCCGCGUGUGGUCUAGGGGCUGGUGCUGCGCUUUGCCGCAGGCGCUGUGUUGACCACGGUUGGGCCGCAGCUGUUGUUCGUAGGCACGCGGCUUGGAGCGUCCCACGGGUCGUUCCACGGGUCAGUGGUGUCCUGGCGCCCGGCUGCUGCCAUGUGGAGCGCAUCCACUGCUGCUGAUGAGUGCACGCUGCUAGGCGGGGGGCUUGCUGACGAGAGGCACAAGCACAAAGAGGAGAGGUGGCUGGUGCUACUGUUGCUGCUGCUAUUGCUGCUUCUAUUGCUUGACUGUAGUUGAGGACAAUUUUAGGUUUUAUUGUACGCACUGUGCCGAGUGCCGCGGAGGAGCGCCUGCAUCUCUUCAUCAUCAUGAGGGCCCUGGGCCCUGUGUCCUGCUACAGUCGGGAGUGCAUCGGAGGCGGCGGGAGUGCGGGUAUGAGAGCGGGCCACUGAUGCGGCUGCAUGAGGCUGGUGAUUACGUAGGGAGAGGUGUGUCAUGCGUCUUGCGCGAUGCUGCUGCGCCACUGAUGUAUCGUGUUCCGUGCUAGGCUGUGCUACUCGGUGCCAUGCCAAGCAGCGUUUUUUGGUGCUUGCCGGGCCUUGCUGCUAUCUGCGCAUUUUGUCAGUGCCCCACCCCGCAAUGCCUGCUUGGGUUGGUGGCUGCGCUAUUGAGCUGAAGAGUGUGUGACGUGAGGGAGGGUCGCGGGGUGAUGAAAAGCGAAGAAGCUGUCACUUCUCAUAUCAAGGGUACGAGUGUGAUUUACUCUGACAGUGAGAGGAGAAGUGUGCCGGAGAGGGAGGGCAAGCAUUGUCGCGCUUGUGGUCGAGGGAGAGGCGAGGCGUGGUGCUGUUGGCGGUUGGGUUGGUUGUUUCGAGUAACCUUACCUAACUGCGUCGGCGCGGAAUUGACCAGCCUCCGAGUUUGGAUGACCCAUGGGUCGUCUAGGCUGCUUUAAACGUAGACAUGCCCCUAUGGUGCUCUGGGGUUGGAUCCCGAUUUCCUUGCUUUUUAUGUUUUCCAGGAAUGCAUUCGGUGAAAUGAUCUGUCGUGAGGAGUGAGGAGGGCACCGUCGUGAUUGAGAGCCGGGACGUCCAGAGGAGGGAGCCCAGUGCCCAUUGAGUUGCACGCCGCUGCCAACUCCAUGUGUCUUUGCAUGGCGGAUGGCGACUCCAUAUUGAGGAGUAGGGGCCAAUGGGUCCGCAAGAAUGUUUAGUGUUUAAUAAUCUAUAUGCUCUCUCGUUUUUUCCUCGCUUGAGUAGGGGUUGCGUGAUAUUGCCACGGUACUGUAUGUGUGUGUUCCAGGACUUGAAUGAGCGGAAAACGCUAUUGGGCGGUCGUUGGUCUUGGCGGCUGGUCACACGGCGUUGUCGUGGCGCUGCUGAGGUGCGCUGGAGGUAUCUGCUGGAGUAGGAGGCAGGCAGGUAGGCACGGGAACAGGCACUGAACAGAAACAUGGAUGGCGCCUUUUGGCGAUACAUGUACAGCAGGUGGGUGAUGGCGUGGGGGCUCGAAAAGGUGUGUAACAGAGAUCCUCAGUCCUCGUAGGAAGACCCACGGGUCACUGCUGGUGUGUGGCUAAUGCGCAGCUGAGGGCAAACUUUGCGCUGAGGGGCUAAGCUGAAGCUUCCCGGGCCGGAGCCUGGAGAGGACAACAGACCCGCGGGUCGGUUGGUUCCGUGUCAUGACGGAUCAACUCCCCGCUAGCUGCGUUCCGGCUAACAGACUUCUCUGGGUGAGCAGCAGGCAGCGUAGUCGGGUGGAAGGUUGCAACGGUAGUGCUUUACCCCUGUUGUUGCGUGCCGAGCCCGGCAUAACCAGUUUUGAAAGUGCUGCGCGUUAAGUGGGGAACUGUGCGUGUGAGUGGGAGGCAAGACCAAUGUGCAAAAGGAAGGCAAAGCGGUAACAACGCAUGCGGGAUGUUGAGCCCUCAGAGCUGCCAGGCGGAGAAGUGCUGUUGACGCGGGAGUGUGCGGCAUUGCACCGUACGGCACUAUGCGGCAGCUGGAAGCUUUCUGAGGGUUCUGACAGGACCUGGGGUUUGGAACUUUGGAUGGAUGCGUCCAGAAGGGAACCCCUGCGAUUGGCGUCAUGCUUUGCCUAUUCUAUAGCUUUGCCUGGUAGGUUUAGUCUCUAGCCUGUGUUGUGUCGUCUUCGUUAAGCGCUUCUAUGCCCGUCUGCGCACCUCGCGAGCGAUGAGGACUCUACUUCGUUCAGUGGCUUGGAGGGCUGCAAGCGUGACGGUCGUUAAACGUGUGAAAAGCCAAUUGAGCUGCAGGACUGACCCUGACCCUUUGUGAAGUAGGAGGCGCUGCCAAAGUAUGUAGUACGUAAUAAAUGUUUUCACGUUGGUGUGGGGACGUGUGUGUGACACUGUGUGGGGGAAGGUGUAUGGAGGUUAAACGAGGGCAGGCAGGGAAUGAGGGAGACAGCAGGCGGCAUGGUUUCAUUCCGGGCAUGGGCUGUAUCACUCGAGGGAUUGCUGCACGUUUGCGUUUACUGCUUGUGUGUUGACUUUAUUUGUCCUGCCUUUGGUAGGGCCUGCCGUGGUGAAUGACCUCUGGCCGUGUUAAGAAGACGCGUACCGUAUGCACGCCCUAACGAGCCUUAGGAGCAGUUUUCCAGGUACCUUGUAGUUGUGUUUGCUUGGUCAGAGCCUGGCCUGGGAGCAGUUUUUGAGACAUCCGCAUACGCCCUGGGCGUGAGUCCUUGAGUUUGCGAGUGAGGCUCCCAGAAGUGAAGCGUUGUUGAAUGAUGUGACACAUAAGGAGUGGAGGACGUGCGCGUGUGCGGUAAUGCAGAGGCCAUGGAAUGGAGGCGAAAAAGUGGGGCCUAAACUGGCAGCAACUGGCUACCAUUGAGACAUAAAUUGCCGUACUCAGUCAUGCUGCCACAGGGGUUUGCUGCUGCUGGGUAAGUGCUUCUGCGGUACGAGGCAAUGUGAUAUGUAGGGCCUGUGGUAGCAGGCAUGGUGGCUUGCGAGGCUGUAGUGUGUUUAAGAUCGACUGGCGUCUCCAUUGCGUCUCACAGCUCUCACUACCUAACGUCGCAUCUAGGGCUACAAGACUGACGAAGUGGGGUGGGGACUUGUGUCGCAACACACGAAACCUCGGCCUUACCCACGCAAG
Molecule: messenger RNA, 5927 nt
Organism: Astrephomene gubernaculifera
Lineage: Eukaryota; Viridiplantae; Chlorophyta; Chlorophyceae; Chlamydomonadales; Astrephomenaceae
Source: the annotation of a GenBank genome assembly